AUGCUUAGGGAUCGGUUAGGAGAAUUGCUAGAAUGGGGGGUAUCUAAUGGUGUUCAAUUGCCAACUGGAGUCGAGUUUAGGACAUGUGAAGAGAAAGGUAUUGUGGUUGUAGCAAGUGAACGAGUAGAGGAGGCUGAAUUCAAGCUCCCAGCAGAGCUCAUUCUUACCAGUAGAUUAGCUGAAAAGCAUUUCAGUAGACACGAUAACCCGAAUAUCUGGUUUAAAGCUUUGGUUGCCAAAAUGAAGUUUUCGAAGGAAGCUGUGAUGGUAGGUGAUAAAGAUAUUGCACUGUACUUCGGGAAAUAUAUGAAUUGCUUACCUGAAGAAGUUGACUCUCCGCUUAUUUGGAAGCCAGAUGAAUUGGAACUAUUGGAUGGUACUAAUAUCGGGGGUUCAAUUUCAGAAAAAUUGGAUUUGAUCGUCAAUGACUGGCGAUAUGUGAUCAACGAGCUUGGUUUUGACGUUCCCCAAGCUGUUCAGGAACAGUUGGUUUUUGCUGCUCGGAUGCUAGCUGAACCUAAUGAUGUCUCCAAGGAUGAAAUUUAUAAUAUGCUGAUUAAGCAUCCUAAAGAUGGGGAACCCCAUUGGCUUUCUUUUCAAGCUUUUAUUUGGUCGCACUUAAUUUUUACAUCCAGAGCCUUCCCUGAGAGAAUAUUAAAUUCCACUUGUGAGAUUUCCAAUGUGAUAUUGUUACCAAUCCUAGAUUUAUUGAACCAUAGCCAACAUUCAAAGAUUGAAUGGGCCGGUGAUAAUGGCGUGUUCAGCUUUAGAAAGUUAGAGCCUGUUGAAGUAGGUGACGAAAUAUUUAACAACUAUGGUGGAAAAAGUAAUGAAGAACUGCUGGUUGGGUAUGGUUUUGUUAUCGAGGACAAUAAGUGUGACUAUUUGGCAUUGAAGAUUAAACCUCCGUUUCCUGUCCUAAAAUCGAUGCUGAAGGCAGGCCUCAGUUUACCUAUCCUGGAUGACUACACGACUUUUGCAUUUGACACCUCAAUUGAAAAAAACAAUACUACCGAUAUAUCCAGGUAUUCUGAUGGUAUUUUAUACCUCAUAAAUAAGCAUAAUGACCAGCUCUUGUGGGAUUUACUCUCUGUAUAUUCUUUUCUGGAGGCAGGAGAUGAGGAAGAUCACAAUUCUUUGAGAUGCCAAUUACAGGGAAUCCAAAAUUUACGUGAGUCAAUUGAACAACGUUUAAAAACAACAAAUGUAGCUCCUAGGUGUCGAGCUUCGGAUUCACUGAAGUAUCAGAUCCUUUCUCGUAGAGCUCGAUAUGCUGAAGUGUAUCGUCAACAACAAGUUCAGAUUUUAAAAUAUUCCAUUCAAAGGCUCAAGGAUCUGGAAAAGGAUUUGGUAAAAUCUAACAAAGAUAAGUUGUUGACUUUCAAAUCAAUUUCGCAUUUAGAUAACGAUUUCCUAGAAACCAUUUUACCAGCUUUAUUUGAAUCAGAGACAGAAUUUGAAAACUAUGACGAAGUCAUGAUACUGUGGGUUGUCCUCAGAUCCAAAACUAGUCCAUCUCUUGCAAAUGGUAAAUUCAACUCGAUCCUCGAAGCAUACAAAAGUUUCCGGAAUGCUACAUCAGCUACUGAUUUUAUUAAGAUCCAAGAUUCUGAAGACUGGAAUAUCGCGAAGACUAAAUAUCUUACAUGGUUUCCAAACGGGACUGAUCAUUUUUCAUUAGAAGAUUUAUAUUUUGCAUUCGAUUUUUUUACGAGACACACUUACUUCAGACCAUCGAAAUCUGAAAGUAUUAUUGUCUUGGGUGAUUAA
This is a messenger RNA of Eremothecium cymbalariae DBVPG#7215, 1770 nucleotides long. RefSeq names its product protein-lysine N-methyltransferase (gene RKM1). The transcript has a single exon. Gene Ontology annotation, biological process: peptidyl-lysine monomethylation. NCBI's taxonomy places the organism in Eukaryota, Fungi, Ascomycota, Saccharomycetes, Saccharomycetales, Saccharomycetaceae. Gene Ontology annotation, molecular function: protein-lysine N-methyltransferase activity; protein binding. The coding region runs from base 1 to 1770 and encodes 589 amino acids. The record is from RefSeq and is a predicted model, not a curated record.